Molecule: messenger RNA, 1344 nt
Organism: Ceratitis capitata (Mediterranean fruit fly)
Lineage: Eukaryota; Metazoa; Arthropoda; Insecta; Diptera; Tephritidae
Gene: Or47b
Product: odorant receptor 47b
Exons: 6
Coding region: 1-1338 (445 amino acids)
Biological process (GO): detection of chemical stimulus involved in sensory perception of smell; sensory perception of smell
Cellular component (GO): plasma membrane
Molecular function (GO): olfactory receptor activity; odorant binding
Source: RefSeq, a predicted model, not a curated record
AUGCUCCACGAAUGCUCGGACAAAUCAACCAUCAGCAACACCAUUUUCAACCAUCAGUCUUAUCGACGACGCAGCCGUAAAUAUUCCUCAAGCAAAUUAGAAACCAUUUUGGCGCCAAUUCGCACACUGAAGGAGAUGUUACUCUCGGGUGAUGCUGCUCACCCGUCGCACACUUGUUUGUACUAUGUUCGUGCUUAUAUAAGAUUACUCGGCUUGUGGCCGUCGCAACGUGGUGUGGAGCAGCCCAUGUACUAUGCAUACAAUGUGCUAAUUAUGACCGUUUUUAGUUUCUUUGUGGCAACCAUUAUUGCUGAUCUUUAUGUGGCGAGCAGCGACUUCGUGCUUUUGGGCGAGGAUUUGGUCGUGGCCUUGGGUCUUUACUUGAUUCUCUUCAAAAUGAUACUCUUUCGUAUGAGCACUGCUGACGUCGAUGUAAUCGUUGACGAGUUCGAUGCUUUGCACAUGAAAUUCGCACGAGACACAUCCGAUAGCCCGCAUAUUAGACGGAUACGACAAUUGCAAAGAAGUUUCUUUUUGGGUGAAGCUUCUUUCUUCUGCGGUUUUUUCUUUCUCAGUCUCUUUCUUUUUGCUGCAAUGAGCCUACAACCGUUACUCACACAUCAAGCAUUACCUUUUCGUUGUGUUUUUCCCUUUGGACUCCACGAUCCGGAUAAGCAUCACAUUACAUUUGUCUGCGUCUACGCAUUUCAAUGCUUUUGCACGCUCUAUAUGUUGGUAUCCAUAGUGGUGAUGGAUUCUCUGGGUGGCAACUCUUUCAAUCAGACAACAUUGAAUUUGCAAAUUCUAUGCGAGAGUAUACGUCAUAUUGGUUACGCUGGUGGUCGCUCAACCACAAUAACAGAAGCCGUUUUGUGGCGAGAACUGAGAGAGAAUGUGGAGUUUCAUGUGAAAAUCAUAGAGUUAGUGGAUGGCAUAAAUCACACCUUCUAUUGGAAUUAUGUCUCACAAAUGGGCGCGAGCACUUUCAUGAUCUGCUUGACGGCUUUUGAAGCACUCUUGGCAAAAGACCAACCAAUGGUGGCUAUGAAAUUUCAAACUUACAUGUUCUCCGCUUUUAUGCAGCUCUUCUACUGGUGUUUCAUGGGCAAUCGGACUUAUUAUGAUUCCAUGGAGGUGGCCACGGCAGCGUAUGAGGUUUACGCUUGGUAUGAGCAUUCGCCGCGUCUGCAGCGGAAUCUGUUGUUCAUGAUUAAACGCGCUCAGAAGCCUUUGGAGUUUCGUUCAAAGCCGUUUUUCGGCUUUACAUUCGCCUCGUUCAACAGCAUUCUAAGCACAUCCUACUCCUACUUUGCUUUGCUACGCACCAUGAACGAUUGAGAAAAU